ACUUCAGAUCUCACCAUCACACACAUUUUCCGAUCUAAAUUCACUUUUCAAUCAAAAAUCUCAAAUUCAACAAAAAAAUGUCAGGAAGAGGAAAGGGAGGAAAGGGGUUGGGAAAGGGAGGAGCAAAACGACAUCGUAAGGUCCUCCGUGAUAACAUCCAGGGUAUCACCAAACCCGCCAUCCGUCGUUUGGCACGUAGAGGCGGUGUGAAGCGUAUCAGCGGGCUGAUCUACGAAGAGACACGUGGAGUCCUGAAGAUCUUUUUGGAGAACGUCAUUCGUGAUGCCGUCACUUACACAGAACACGCUCGCCGCAAAACCGUCACCGCCAUGGAUGUUGUUUAUGCUCUCAAGAGACAAGGCCGUACUCUCUAUGGUUUUGGUGGUUAGUUUUUAGGGUUUGGUUUCUGGAAGUCUUGCUGUCAAGAAAGAAAGGGAAAUUGUAUGUUUUUAGUUUAGUUUUUUGUGAUUAGGGUUUUUUUCUGUUAUGAAAAUUAAUAUGUUGCAAUGAAAUGAAAGUGUUUGUUUCUAUUA
This is a messenger RNA of Erigeron canadensis, 533 nucleotides long. RefSeq names its product histone H4. The coding region runs from base 78 to 389 and encodes 103 amino acids. The transcript has a single exon. The record is from RefSeq and is a predicted model, not a curated record. Gene Ontology annotation, biological process: nucleosome assembly. Gene Ontology annotation, cellular component: nucleosome. Gene Ontology annotation, molecular function: structural constituent of chromatin; protein heterodimerization activity; DNA binding. NCBI's taxonomy places the organism in Eukaryota, Viridiplantae, Streptophyta, Magnoliopsida, Asterales, Asteraceae.